AUGACGUACUUCCGCGUGCGCCGCCCCGCGGCGGUAGCCGGUAGGGGCGCCGGCGGUGCUGCCUCAGGCUUGUUGUCAGCGUUCUCCAGCGGGCGGGGGGGGCGUUCUGAGUGUCUGUGGCCGCGGAUCCGGCCAUUGCUGACCAGGCUCUGGUCCAGCGGAGCCCUCCACGGUCGGUCCCGUCGUGGACGGAUCCAGCCCGGCCUCUCCUCCCGCGUGAGGGCCGCGGAACGGUACGAACUCACCUCUCCGGUUCCUCUGUCCAGGCUCGGAGGUCGCCUCCCCGCGGGGGACUCAGCCCCCGAACCUCGCUCUGUGGGGGCGCGAGGUCCCUCCUGGCGGGGGGCGCGGGUGGAAGCAGCAGCGAGGCCCCGACGGUUCGGUGCCUCCCCCGCAGCCUGCACGGAACCGCGCGGGAUGGCCAAGACCCGGGCAGCUGCGUGUGGGGAAUCAUUGUCAUUCAAGGAUAUAGUUAUGGACUUCACCUGGGAAGAAUGGCAGUUACUGGAUUCUGCGCAGAAGUACCUGUACAGGGAUGUGAUACUGGAAAACUAUCGCAACCUGGUGUCUAUAGGGUAUCAUGGUACCAAACCUGAUUUAAUCUUCAAGUUGGAGCAAGGAGAAGAGCCAUGGAUAGGAAAUGCCAGACUUUCUCAUCAGAGCUGUCCAGAAGAUUGGAAAGAAUGGUACCAGAAGAAUCAAGAUGAGCUUGAAAGUGUUGAGAGAAACUAUGCUUGUAACACAUUUGGAAAACUUCAUCUGAGCAAAACCCAGGCUUCUUCAAGACAAAGACUCCAUAAGUUUAACACACUUGGGAAAAAAAGUUUGACACAAAAGUCAGGUUUAACCAGAAACUAUCUAAGAAAGAAUCCUGAUAAGUUUCAUGGAUAUGAACGAUCAUAUUUUCUUAAGCAUCAAAGAGCUCACAGUACAGAAAAAAACUGUGUAUGCGGUGAAUGUGGGAAAGCUUUUCGUUGUAAAUCCCAGCUCAUUGUUCAUCUCAGAAUUCAUACAGGGGAGAGACCUUAUGAAUGCACUAAGUGUGAAAGAGCCUUCAGUGCCAAGUCAAACCUUAACGCUCACCAGAGAGUUCAUACAGGAGAAAAACCCUACUCAUGCAGUGAAUGUGGCAAAGUCUUCUCUUUCAGGUCACAGCUGAUUGUCCAUCAGGAAAUCCACACAGGAGGGAAACCUUAUGGUUGCAGUGACUGUGGGAAAGCCUAUAGCUGGAAGUCACAGCUUAUUUUACACCAAAGAAGUCAUACAGGAGUGAAACCCUAUGAAUGCAGUGAAUGUGGGAAAGCCUUUAGUUUGAAGUCACCAUUUGUUGUACACCAGAGAACUCACACAGGAGUGAAACCCCAUAAAUGCAACGAAUGUGAGAAAGCCUUUAGGAGUAAGUCAUACCUCCUCGUUCACAUCAGAACGCAUACAGGAGAGAAACCCUAUCAAUGCAGUGAUUGUGGGAAAGCCUUCAAUACAAAGACACAGCUCACUGUACAUCAGGGAAUUCACACAGGAAAUAAUCCUUAUCAAUGCAGUGAGUGUGGGAAGGCCUUCGGGAGGAAGGAACAACUCACUGCACAUCUGAGAGCUCAUGCAGGAGAGAAACCCUAUGGAUGCAGUGACUGUGGGAAGGCUUUCAGCAGCAAAUCAUACCUCGUUAUACACAGGAGAACACACACAGGAGAGAGGCCCUAUGAAUGUAGUUUCUGUGAGAGAGCCUUUUGUGGGAAGUCACAGCUCAUUAUACAUCAAAGAACUCACUCAACAGAGAAGCCCUAUGAAUGCAGUGAAUGUGAGAAAGCCUAUCCUAGGAAGGCAUCACUCCAGAUACACCAGAAAACUCACUCAGGAGAGAAGCCUUUCAAAUGCAGUGAGUGUGGGAAAGCCUUCACUCAGAAGUCAUCUCUCAGUGAGCACCAAAGAGUUCAUACAGGAGAGAAACCAUGGAAAUGCUCUGAGUGCGGGAAAUCCUUCUGUUGGAAUUCAGGGCUCCGUAUACAUAGAAAAACUCACAAGUGAAAUUAGAAUGAAGCAGAUGUUAGAAACAUUCUAAUAACACUUGGUCCUUAGGAGACUUCAGAUGAUAAUAUAGACAAUAUAUAAGCAGGCAGUCCUAAAAAUUCACUCAUAUCAAACAAGUCAUAUAUAGGAGAGAAACCAAUCAUAUUUGUAAUGACUGUGCAAAAGAUUGUAGAAAUAAGUCAUAUACAAACUUGAUAGAUGAGAAUAACUGAAGAAAUUGAGCAGGAACUGUAUAAAAUGUGCUGGCAUCAUUAUGAAGAUGUAAUUUUAAGAAUUCAUAUUGAGAACACUAUAAAUUUAUUAAAUUGGGAAAGCAUUUUCUCAUAGAAAAUGUGUUAAAUGGAGAGUCACAUUCCAAAUUUGAAGCUAUGUUUUAGAGUGAAGAAAAUAAUUAUAAAUGGUAGACUUUUACAUGGUGGAGUAUAAAGGUUUUUAUUUUAAUAUGUAAAUAAAAUGUAAAGAUAAGGGUCAUAUUCUGUAGGUUAAGGAAUAUUUAGGGUGACUUUUAUGAACAGCACUGAAUAGCAUUUUUAAAACUAUUUUUAUUGACUUUUAGAAAGAUGAAGGGAGAGAGAAAGACAUUGAUCAGCUGCCUCCUGCAUGUUGAUUAGCAGGGAUUGAGCCCACAACCCGGGCAUGUGCCAGCAACCUUUCAGUGCACAAGACAACGCCCAACCAGCAGCCAUGCUGGCCAGGGCCUCAACAGCAUUUUUAAAAUUUUGUUCUUUUCUUUUUCAAUGUAACUUGUUAUACUUAAUAGUUUGUGGAAUAACAUCCCCCAGUAUUCCUCAUGUUAAAUAACUAUCAGUAUUGUCUCUAUUUCUUAGCAAUAUAGCUAAUAUAAUGUGGCUUUUAAUAAAUGAAAAGGUACGGUUCUCAUUCCAAAUGAGUUCGCUUAUUCAGGAGUCUACAUCAGUGGGUCUGGCAAUAAUCACAGGGCUGCUGAAGAGAAUGCAUUGUAAUGAACGUCGAGUAUAUUUUAGCAGCUCAGUGUCCAUUCCCCUUGUAGUUUUCUCUGCAGAAGUACUUCUGUGUGUGCCUCCUUGUGGUGUCGUUUCCACUAGUGACAGGGAGGCAUUAUGCCCAUUGUUGGGUAACAGUAGCCUCUUUUCCAGGAUUUUUAAUUUAAUUCAAUCUCACAUGAACCAUAAAGGAAAUGUGGGAACUCCUAUGUUCUUCUCCCAGAAUUCUAUUCAGAUAAAAAAUUCCUGCUGUAUUGAUACCCUAGACUAACUCUGAAUACUGUCCCUUUUUGAACCUGGUUUUCUGGCUUUAUGGGUGCUUCCUCGUAUCUUUUUAAUAAAAAAAUAUUUUUUCAGUUAAA
This is a messenger RNA of Myotis myotis, 3352 nucleotides long. RefSeq names its product zinc finger protein 26 (gene ZNF26). The transcript has 4 exons. Gene Ontology annotation, biological process: negative regulation of transcription by RNA polymerase II. Gene Ontology annotation, molecular function: DNA-binding transcription repressor activity, RNA polymerase II-specific. The record is from RefSeq and is a predicted model, not a curated record. NCBI's taxonomy places the organism in Eukaryota, Metazoa, Chordata, Mammalia, Chiroptera, Vespertilionidae. The coding region runs from base 1 to 2025 and encodes 674 amino acids.